AUGGCCAGUGCACAAGAAGAGCCGUACUACAACAUCACAACUGCACCUUUCUACCUGGUCGUCACAUCAGAGGAUGGUGGUGUCAAUGACACAAUCAGUGCCUGUCACGUUGGUGCAGCGAUAGAAUCGCUCUGCUUGAGCAAUGCUGGAGCGGGCGACGCCCCAGAACCUCUCGCUGGCGCAGAAUUCCAAUUCAACACAUCAAUCUACUCUCAGGCACCAGAGCCAUCUUUCGGCGUACCUGGCAUUCUGACCUGGUGGCUGAACACAAGCACUCUCGACAUUCCAUCAUCAGCGGCCUUUGGCCUUGACCCGACUUCCAAUCUCGCAACCUUCACCCUCAGCCCUGGCAGCGAUGACGCAACGCAGCUUGCUUUCAACUCUCAGGAUGAGUUGACCCUUCAGGCUUAUGUUCCGGGCGAGAACUACACAGGCAGCUAUCAGGAGUUCUACCGCUGGUAUGCGUGCGACACAUCCUACUCCAGCUACCAGUACAACAACCUCGUGUGGGGAUUGGGUGCAGGCAAGCCGGACAACCCGACCACUAUUAGAACACUUACUCCUCUUCCCAUUCUACUCACUCUUGUUCCUUUCUGCCAUGCCAAUCGCGGCUACGCGGACGAACUCAUCUGCUCCAUCACUUCCGACCACUUCAACCUCACCCUUGCUUCCGACGGCGCCUCCCUGACUGGCAAUACAUUUUCCGCAUACCCCAUCCUAAUCGUGACUUUCAACAAGGACAACUUCAUGAACGCGCAGGACCCCAUUGACUGGGAAGCCGAGAAGUCAGACAGGGGGGAUAGUGUAUGCGAGGCGGUAUCGGUGACAGGCGUGGGGAAACCUGGGACAGUCUGGAACGGUGAGAUGUACAUGGAUUGA
Alternaria postmessia is the source of this 879-nucleotide messenger RNA. RefSeq lists its product as uncharacterized. The coding region runs from base 1 to 879 and encodes 292 amino acids. The transcript has 4 exons. The record is from RefSeq and is a predicted model, not a curated record. NCBI's taxonomy places the organism in Eukaryota, Fungi, Ascomycota, Dothideomycetes, Pleosporales, Pleosporaceae.